Rhinolophus ferrumequinum (greater horseshoe bat) is the source of this 1883-nucleotide messenger RNA. It is a transcript of the gene DDX55, whose product is annotated as DEAD-box helicase 55. The transcript is spliced from 14 exons. The record is from RefSeq and is a predicted model, not a curated record. Gene Ontology annotation, cellular component: nucleolus. Gene Ontology annotation, molecular function: nucleic acid binding; ATP binding; RNA helicase activity. The coding region runs from base 48 to 1847 and encodes 599 amino acids. Lineage: Eukaryota; Metazoa; Chordata; Mammalia; Chiroptera; Rhinolophidae.
GCUGGCUGGCGGUGUCCGUGAGUCGUCCCGCGGCAGCGGGGAGCGCCAUGGAGCACGUGACGGAGGGCUCCUGGGAGUCUCUGCCGGUGUCGCUGCACCCCCGGGUGCUGGGUGCGCUGCGGGAGCUGGGUUUCCUGUACAUGACGCCGGUGCAGUCUGCAACCAUCCCUCUGUUCCUGAAAAACAAAGAUGUUGCUGCAGAAGCGGUCACGGGUAGUGGGAAGACUCUCGCUUUUGUCAUCCCCAUCCUGGAAAUUCUUCUGAGGAGGGAAGAGAAGUUAAAAAAGAAUCAGGUUGGAGCCAUAAUCAUCACACCCACUCGAGAGCUGGCUAUUCAAAUAGAUGAGGUCCUGUCUCAUUUCACGAAGCCCUUUCCACAGUUCAGCCAGAUUCUCUGGAUUGGAGGCAGGAAUCCUGGAGAAGAUGUUGCGAGGUUUAAGGAACAAGGUGGGAAUAUCGUCGUGGCGACUCCAGGCCGCUUGGAGGACAUGUUCCGGAGGAAGGCGGAGGGCUUGGACCUGGUCAGCUGUGUGAGGGCCCUGGAUGUCCUGGUGUUGGACGAAGCAGACAGACUUCUGGACAUGGGGUUUGAGGCAAGCAUAAACACCAUCCUGGAGCUUUUGCCAAAGCAGAGGAGAACAGGCCUUUUCUCCGCCACGCAGACACAGGAAGUGGAGAACCUGGUGAGAGCUGGCCUCCGGAACCCUGUUCGGAUCUCGGUGAAGGAGAAGGGGGUGGCUGCUAGCAGCACCCAGAAAACCCCGUCCCGCCUGGAGAACUACUACAUGGUAUGUAAGACCGAUGAGAAAUUUAAUCAGCUGGUACAUUUCCUUCGAAAUCAUAAGCAGGAAAAGCACCUGGUCUUCUUCAGCACCUGUGCCUGCGUGGAAUACUACGGCAAGGCCCUGGAGGCGCUGGUGAAGGGCGUGAAGGUCAUGUGCAUUCAUGGCAAGAUGAAGUACAAGCGCAACAAGAUCUUCAUGGACUUCCGCAAACUGCAGAGCGGGAUUUUAGUGUGCACUGAUGUGAUGGCCCGAGGAAUAGAUAUUCCCGAAGUAAACUGGGUUUUGCAGUACGACCCUCCCAGCAAUGCAAGUGCCUUCGUGCACCGCUGUGGCCGCACGGCCCGCAUCGGCCAUGGCGGCAGUGCGCUCGUGUUCCUCCUUCCCAUGGAAGAGUCAUACAUCACCUUCCUGGCAAUUAACCAAAAAUGCCCCCUGCAGGAGAUGAAACUCCAGAAACACACAGUAGACCUCCUUCCAAAGCUCAAGUCCAUGGCCCUGGCCGACAGAGCUGUGUUCGAAAAGGGCAUGAAAGCUUUCGUGUCGUUCGUCCAGGCUUAUGCGAAGCACGAAUGCAGCCUCAUCUUCAGAUUAAAGGACCUUGACUUUGCUGGUCUCGCUCGAGGCUUUGCCCUGCUGAAAAUGCCCAAGAUGCCAGAACUGAGAGGAAAGCAGUUUCCAGAUUUUGUGCCUGUGGACAUUAACACGGACACCAUUCCAUUUAAAGAUAAAAUUAGAGAAAAGCAGAGGCAGAAACUACUGCAGCAACAAAGGAAAGAGAAAACCGAGAAUGAAGGGAGAAAAAAAUUCAUAAAAACGAAAGCUUGGUCAAAGCAGAAGGCCAAAAAGGAAAAGAAGAAGAAAAUGAGCGAUAAAAGGAAGAGGGAAGAGGGUUCUGAUAUCGAAGACGAGGACAUGGAAGAACUUCUUAAUGACACAAGGCUUUUGAAAAGGUUUAAAAAAGGCAAAAUCACUGAAGAAGAAUUUGAGAAGGGGUUGCUGACAAGUGGCAAAAGGUCAGUGAAGACAGAUCUUGGGCUGUCAGAUCUGGGAGACGACUGCUGAUCCCAGGGCCCCAGGUGAGCAGACCCCACAUGGGGC